Molecule: messenger RNA, 1190 nt
Organism: Monosiga brevicollis MX1
Lineage: Eukaryota; Choanoflagellata; Craspedida; Salpingoecidae
Product: indian hedgehog-like protein
Exons: 2
Coding region: 7-1056 (349 amino acids)
Biological process (GO): intein-mediated protein splicing; cell-cell signaling; protein autoprocessing
Source: RefSeq, a predicted model, not a curated record
GCCAUCAUGAUUGGCCGUGCGUCCAUCCUUCUGAUGCUGGUGGCUGCCCUUGGGGGGUACAACGUCGCUGCUAUCUCCACCACCAGCAUGGUGUCGACCAUCUCCACUACGGUCAUGGCAUCGUGCCAGUGCACAAACGUCUCCCUCUAUACGGACAACAAGGCUUUGUCCGCCUGCCGCAAGUCCGUUCUGAUUGAAACCAUCGAUCGCAUCAUCAAUGAGACCUUUGGUGACCGUCUGACCCGGCUCGAGGCUGCUGCAUUUAGUGUGGCGACCACUAGCACCUCCUCUAGCACAUCCUCAAGCACAUCCUCGAGCUCCGCCAAUACGUGCUUUGCGGCUGACACCCGUUUCAUGCUGGCCAACGGCAGCAGUGCGCUCCUCACGUCCAUGUCAACCGGUGACCUUGUCAAGUGCAUCAACAACACGGACGGCACCAUCACCACCUGUCCCAUAACAACGGUGAUGCAUGUGGAGCACACGCUCACGACGCCUUUCUUGAAGUUGCACUACAUUGACAGCCAAAGCAAGCCGCAAAGCUUGGUUGUCACGCAUGGGCAUUUGGUGUUUACCACUAACGAGAGCAUGGCAGAGUGUGGAGAUCUGCCCAAUGGCAGCUACGUGGCUGCGUCCUACUUUGAAGUGGGCUGGCCGAUUGUGGUAUACGAGAACGGGUGCCUCCGCACCACCCUCGUCACGGCGGUGGAGCCUGUCGUGCAGAAUGGCUUUUACUCGCCCUUAACCACCACUGCUACCAUCAUUGCCGAAGGCGUGGUCGCUUCCGUCUAUGCCGAGUCGGAUCUGCCGACUGACUUCUAUGGCGCCUUAAUGUCUCCCUUGAUCCACAAAGUGGAGAGCACCUUGCCGAUCAAGGACUACGAGAACGGUAUUCACCCUUACAUCUACAACAUUUUCAUCAUUGCCACCACCCAGCUUACGCCCGAAGUGGCUGCGCAUGCCUAUGAGGUUGCCAAACAGAUGUACCAGGACAAGAAGGGGGUUGUGACCAAGGAAGAGAUGACCCAAAUCUUCCUGGACGCCAAAGGCGCCAUGUAAAGAGCCGCUGCAAAGGCAUUUCUCCAACCGGUUGUGCCUUGUGUGCACCAUAAAACGCAUCGUUUGCUGCUGCCACUUGUCUCUCGCCGCACGCACGCCGUUCCAAACACGCGUCCCCCUUUCAAUUGAACCAG